Poecilia reticulata (guppy) is the source of this 4171-nucleotide messenger RNA. NCBI's taxonomy places the organism in Eukaryota, Metazoa, Chordata, Actinopteri, Cyprinodontiformes, Poeciliidae. The record is from RefSeq and is a predicted model, not a curated record.
AAUGUGGUGUUAGCUUUAGGGGCCCCCUUGCUCAGGMUGUGGAUCUCAUAAACAUMAUAAAAACGUUAUUAUGUCGAUGCUGGAUAWACRUACCUUACCUAGUUCCCAUUUUCAAAGAUUAUAUUCUCUUCAAAAACUACAAUCCCAUGAUGCMUUGCGCGCUUGGCUGUAUUUCUUGUCGACGUGGGAAGGGAGGGAUUCUGACACAAACAAAUGUCUCUGGUUCCUCUGUUUGCGGCUUCUUACGGGGGACCGUGACAUGUCAGGUGGAUUUACAUGAGAACUCCGUCACGUUGGAAACAUGUGGCUCAAACCUGAUGAAAUUCUGCUGAAGAACGCCUUCAAACUGUGGGUCACCGAGAAGGAUAAUGAGUAUUUCGUACUGCAAAGGAGACGGGGGUACGGAGAAGGAGGCGGCGGGCUGACAGGGCUGCUUGUGGGAACUCUGGACACUGUGUUGGACUCGACAUCCAAAGUUGCUCCUUAUCGCAUUUUGCACCACACACCAGAUUCACAGGUCUACUGGUCCAUAGCAUGUGGGGUCACCAAAGAAGAAAUCGAUCAGCACUGGGAUUGGCUGCAGCAGAACAUCAUGAGGACACUCUCUGUGUUUGACUCCACUGAAGACAUCACCAGCUUCGUACAGGGGAAGAUUAGAGGCCUUAUUGCUGAAGAAGGGAAGACCUCUCUGGUGCUGGAGGACGAUCCAGAGAAAUUCAGAGAAGCCCUUUUGAGGUUUGAGAAGUGGUUCGAGCUGCCCGCCCAGGAAAAGCUGGUCACAUAUUACUCAUGCAGCUACUGGAAAGGCAAAGUCCCCUGCCAGGGCUGGCUCUACCUCAGCACAAAUUUUCUGUGCUUUUACUCGUACCUUCUGGGAGUUGAGGUCAAACUGAUCAUCUCCUGGGACGAGAUCUGGAGGCUGGAGAAAACGUCGAAUGUUAUCCUGACUGAGAGCAUCCAUGUUUUGGCUCAUGGGGAGGAUCAUUAUUUCUCCAUGCUGCUGCAUCUCAAUGAGACGUUUGUCAUCAUGGAGCAGCUCGCUAACUACUCCAUCAAGCGUCUGUUUGAUAAAGAGGCUUUCCAGGGACAGCCUGCUCUCUUUGACCCACUUCAGAUUACCAAGAGAGGCCUUGAAGCUCAUGCAAAAAGUGAGCAAUUCCGGGCGUUUUUCAGGCUUCCCAAAGAGGAAAACCUAUUAGAAGUGCACGAGAGCUUCCUGUGGGUGCCAUUCAGUCAUUUCAAUACGCUUGGCAAGAUCUGCCUGUCCGAGAACUACCUUUGUUUUGCCAGCCAGGACGGCAGCCAAUGUCACAUCAUCAUUCCAAUGCGAGAGGUCAUUAAUGUCGAGAAGCCCGAUUCCAGCAGCCGGGCUUUGACGGUAUGUGUGCGUGGCAAGAGAGCGUUGCGUUUCUCUGAGGUGCGGGACUACCAGCGGCUCGCUAACACGAUCCGCAGCAGAUGUGGGAUCAGUGCCAGCCCACAGCACUCGGCUUCAUCAGAGGCCAUACGAGGCGAAUGCCAGUCCCUCAUAAAUCACUUUGAGGACAAUCCGGAGGAUGUGACUCUCAUGGUGGGACAGAAAGACACCAGCAAGGCUGUGAGCACCGAGGCCCUCAUGACCGUCUUUCACCCUCAAGACGUUGAAAACCUCGAUCCCAAAAUGCUGAAAGAGAAGAUGAAGGAGCAGUCUUGGAACAUCCAUUUCUCUGAAUACGGACGUGGGACCAGCAUGUUUUUCACCAAGAAGACACGAGACCUGAUUGUCCGAGGUGUUCCCGAGUCCCUGAGGGGAGAGCUGUGGAUGCUGUUUUCAGGAGCUGUAAACGACAUGGCCACUCACCCCGGCUACUACACCGAGCUGGUGGAGCAGUCUCUGGGCACCAGCACUUUGGCCACAGACGAGAUCGAAAGAGACCUACACCGCUCUCUCCCAGAACACCCGGCGUUUCAGAGYGACACGGGAAUCUCAGCUCUGCGCAGAGUCCUCACUGCGUACGCCUACCGAAACCCAAAAAUCGGAUACUGCCAGGCCAUGAACAUUCUCACCUCCGUCCUGCUGCUGUACGCCAAGGAGGAGGAGGCGUUCUGGCUGCUGGUGGCCGUCUGUGAGAGGAUGCUGCCGGACUAUUUCAACCGGCGAAUUAUCGGCGCUCUGGUGGACCAGGCGGUGUUCGAGGACCUGAUCAGAGAAAACCUCCCGCAGCUGGUGGAGCACAUGACGGAUCUGAGCUUCUUCUCGUCCGUGUCCCUGUCGUGGUUCCUCACGCUCUUCAUCAGCGUCCUGCCCAUCGAGAGCGCCGUCAACGUGGUCGACUGCUUCUUCUACGACGGCAUAAAAGCCAUCCUGCAGCUCGGCCUCGCCGUGCUGGAUUACAACAUGGAGGCCCUCAUCGCCUGCAACGACGACGCAGAAGCGGUCACCAUCCUCAACAGGUUCUUCGAUAGCGUGACGAACAAAGACAGCCCGUUGCCCCCAACGGUGCAGCAGGCUUCAGUGGGCAACAACGACAAAGCGUCUCACGUCAGUGUGGAUAUCAGCGAGCUGAUCCGAGAAGCCUAYGAGAAAUACGGACAUUUCCGAUCAGAGGAAGUUGAGAGUUCACGGAAGAGGAACAAGCUGCAUGUGAUCCAGACGCUGGAGGACACAACCAAGCAAAACGUGAUCCGAGUCGUGUCCCAAGAUGUCCGAUUUACAUCUUCGCAGCUUGAUGAGCUUUAUAACUUGUUCAAAAGGCAGCAUUUCCUCAGCUGCUACUGGACGAUGAAGAGUCCAGCUCUGCUCCACCAUGACCCCAGCCUGGCCUACCUGGAGCAGUACCAGCUGGGAUUCCAGCAGUUCAGCGAGCUCUUCUCCCUGCUGGAGCCCUGGGUCUUCUGCGCCUCCAAGAGCACGCUCUCCCUCUGGGUCUUCCGCCUCAUCGACGAGAACCAGGACGGCCUCGUCAACUUUAAGGAGUUCUGCUACGCUCUCGAUACCUUAUACGGAGCAUCUUUCACAAAUAAGCUGAAGUUCCUCUUCAAGCUCCACCUGCCGCCAGCGCUCUCACAGACUGUCUCUUUAGCUUUCACAGGUAGUCCUUUGCACUUAAAGGAACAAAGAGUCCAGCAAUUUCUUCCAACAAUUGAAGACUCCUCUCACUUGACCAGACUCGCUGCCUUUGAUCUUCCCGAAGACGGUGUCGUAAGAAAAAGUCCUGAAAGAGGUAGGGUUACUUCUAUAUUUGCAGCUCUAUCUUCGGGUUUCUUAUGCAGACUGAAAAAGUCUGGGGUUUUAUUUUCAAACAGCGGAUGGAGAAAAAAUGUUUCCUAUYUCUGUUCCCUAUUUCAUAGUCUAAAAGUUGUGCUUCCGUCCUUCCUUUUCUGUCCUUCCUUUAUCUUCUUUCCUUUCUCCUUUCUUUCUCUUUUCUUCCUUUCUCACAGCAGCCAGGAGGGGGCGGCGGAGCAGCCGGACCCGGAUUGGUCGUUUUCCUUUGAGCAGGUUCUGGCCUCGCUGCUCAACGAGCCGGCCAUCGUCGGCUUCUUUGAGCGGCACGUUCACAUUCAGACGAAACUGGGACAAGCCAGGGUUGCGCAGCUCAAACUGAAGGCCAAUAAGUAAAAAAAAAAAAGGACGCAUAAGGGAAUCAUUACUGUGUUUCUGACUCACACUACAGGUUUUAUUUCCUUUCUCCAGAUUGGAAUGUGGAUUUUGACGCUAAAGCGGGUUUAAAAUUCUGCGCACGUUUCGCUGAUGAUCCACARCGAYGGGAUCCGAAAGACACUACAGGAGCUUCACUGACCAACACACCUGGUGUGUUUUUAAUUUAACCUAAUCUCAUUAUGCAUUUCAUCCUUGUUCUCUCAUGUAGCUGCACUUUCACAAGUCAGAUUUAAGAAACUGAGUCAAACGUGAUAAAUACCUGACAAGUCUGUAACAUCCAUAGGCUAGGAAUCUGUUUCUGAAUGUUUAAAUGUAUAUCAGAUUAGUAUGCACUACUUAGAAUGAAACAACAGUGUCUGAUAGUUUGUCCUUUGACUUGUUAGAUUUGCUCAGAACUUCGGCUUAAUGUAAGAAACACCAGCUUAGUUACUAGUGGAGUAGAGCAGUAGUGGGUAGAGGACACAUUGUGCUGCUGUUCCUGGAAGCCAUAAACUGAUCAGAGUUUAUCUGACUGGAAAUGACACAUUCUGA